Messenger RNA from Lachancea dasiensis, 3927 nucleotides. Lineage: Eukaryota; Fungi; Ascomycota; Saccharomycetes; Saccharomycetales; Saccharomycetaceae. The record is from the annotation of a GenBank genome assembly.
AUGGCUCUUCGAAAUGUAUCGAAUAUGAGCAACUAUAGUACCGAAAGUACUGAUUCAUUGCGUCCAACGAGAGCUUUCCACGACGAGGUUGCCGUCAACCUCGAUGAGGUUCUCAAGUAUACUAUUAAAGUGAUAUUGCUAGAAUACCUCAACGAACCAAGGUUCCGUCAAACCCAACCAAGGGAUGUUGGAAAUGUGGUUGCGGAUCAAAUACAGUCUCAGACCAACCCAAUCAAGGAGCAAAAGCGUAUGAAACGAAGGUCUUGGCUCUUUGGUGAUGAACAAGGAAAGAGAGCCGAGGCAAGCGAGGCAAAACAAUUACAAAAGAUAAUUCCAGAGCUCGGAAGCUACUUAAGGCUAGUUGCAAUGGGGAAAAUAAGCAUAAGUGAGGCGCUCUUUCGGCGAAGCCUUCUCAAACUUUACAACGAUGACUUUUUGAACCCUCAAGCGUCAAAACAGCUUGCAUCUAUGAGUCGGGUGGAGGAACUUAUCAUUUUAUUCACUAAGGCGGCACAAAAUGAGAUAGCGAAGAUGGGGGGCCAGCUAAAUGGAAAAGAAGAGCUUUUUAACCAAGUGUCGAAGUUUACCGAUGCGCUGACGCAAUUGGUGUCUGACCACGAAGCUCCUAAUUCGCCCUUAGCGAAGCGAAUUCAUGAAUAUAAGAAGUCUUUUGAGCUAAAAGUUAGAAGAACAGGACACAUGUCACCGUUUCCGAGUUACACAUCCCUUCCGCAAAAACACAUCUCGAAACCUUCAUUCAGAUUGUCCGAUAUUUGCCAUUCAAGUUAUCUAAUAGAACUAUUUGGCCUUUCAGAGAUUGAAUUACAACAAAAAAUUGUUAAGUACGCAAACGAGACCACCAUUUCAGGCUUCUGCCGUACACUUGGGUCAAUUAGAGCGUCUCUGGUCGAAAAACCUAGGUCAGAUCCUAGCCUGAUAUUUGUGGAUCCAAAAAGCUAUGAAGUCUGGCGGGAGAAAGAGCUUUCGGACCUAGUAACACUUAUAAACAAAUUUGGCUACUCAAACCCUGUUCUUUCAUCUGAGGUAGGUGAUGACUAUAUUCCUCGUAAUACUAGAGGAGUUUACAAUCGGCUAUUGCAACUGAUCUGGGCUAAAGAGCUAUCAUAUGAUUUGGAAGAGCCAAGUUGCUCGAAAAAUGCUUUCUUUCUGAUCCACAAAUGCGCCAGUUAUUGGAGAAUAACUCUACCUUCCACUAAAGCCACCUUGCUUUACAGUGCUGCAAUAGAAGGACCGAUGGCUGGAAAUUGUUUAAACACGGAGGUCUUCAACCAAGUCUUUACAAUUAUCAACUCAAAAAUUUUGGAUGGAGAACCGUCUUUGAAAGACGGUUCUUUAUGGACUUCGACUGAUCAUGAAGAGUGGUUAGCUAAUUUGCUCUAUUCUUAUGAACAGUGUUUCAAUCUUCUACGACAACAACUAGCAGGGAUUCACGAGAAACCAAGACCAAAGUUUUCAUCAACUUUAGAUGUUUAUUACAAUAAGAUUUUGCCCAAUAUCGAACUGGCUGAUAGCACUAUGAUUGGUAGCGAUACCCGUCGAAAACACAUAAAAAAAUUAAGACGUGUCCUCUUCAAGGCAAGUGAACUCUACUAUGUCAAUUUAGUCCGAGAUCUCCCCCGUGAAAGGGACAUAGAAUUCCAAGACGUCAAGAACAUGGCCGACAGCAUCGUUUUGGAAGUUCAAAAUCUUCAAAAGCGUUAUAGUAAACCUCUACUCGGUGAAAUCAACCUUGCUCUGGAAUGUGGGAAGGUUCUUGUAGAGGCAUUUGGCGUAGAUUGUUCUGCUAUGCUAGCACAAGUUAGGCAGGCCUCUAGCUCUCAAAGUGACCAUAUUCCUUACUAUGAUGCUACUGAGACCUACAAAUCGCUACGUGAGUUGCGUGACGUUCACCUUCAAAUACAGCCUUCAAAACCAUUUCCAUUCAAGUUGGAGAAGUAUUUCCUCACGUAUCUAUCGAUGCUGUGCGAUGACACUUGUCUUGGUAUUCGAAAUGUUAUACAGACCGCCAUCGCGAAAGAAAGUUGGGAUACAGUUGAUGAGAAUUUAAACUAUAGUACUUCAGUCAUCGAUGUUUUCAAGAUGAUCAACGAGUCUUUUGAAGUCUUUGGAAAGCUGGGUUGGGAAGAUCAAUAUCAAAUAUCUAAGAUAUACACAUUCCUUUUGAAAUCAGCUGCCGAUGGAUUGAGUUUUUAUUCCACUGCUGUUGCGAGUGUAAUAGUUGAUGAUAUUAAGGCCACGGAAGAGGUAGACGAAGAUUUUGAGGAAUACGGUGAUGUCCAGAAGACUAUUCCUCAAUCUGCUGCCGCGAGAAUGAAGAAUUCAUGGGUAUACACUGAGAUGAAAAACGUACUGAAAUCUCACGAAUUUACUGUGCCAAAACCAUUUGAGUUCCAGAGAAAAACUUGCAUUUGCUUGAACAACCUCAGCCAAAUGAUGCUAUUACUGAACUCCUUAGAAAGUCGUAUUAAUCCGGAAGAAGUCUCCUCUGUGGUUACCACACAUGAACAAUUUAACAUCAAGCGCAAAAUGAAGACAGAAAAACAGAAUAGUACCCUCAGGCACUUAUACACUAUAAGGGUAGUUCGUGCAGAGGACCUGAGCAGCUCCGCACAGCACUCGAAUAUUUUGACAGCUGUUAGUAUUGUUGAUACAAAGCUUCAACGAGAGGUUGCCAAGACACGCGAGGUGAUGAAAUCUGGAAGGCCAGUAUGGAAUGAAGAGUUCGAGCUCGAUCUUCCGGUUGGUGAUUCCCGACUCAUCAGUUUUAUUCUGUGGACCCACAAAUCAAGAUUUAAUUCUGAAUCGAAUAAGUUAUAUGGGCGGGCACUUUUGAGCUUGGAUCCCAAAAACUUUCGAGAUGACGGUUAUCCGCAAGAAAUAAAUCUUAAUUUGGACUCUCGUGGGAAAAUCAUAAUACAAAUAUCUGUCGAGACUGAAAAGCUCGAUGCCCUAUUUUCCAUGGGUAGGGCAUUUAGAUCACUCACCCGUGCUCGGGAUCGAUCACUUGAACUGAUGGUUAGCAAAUUUCAAGUGUUCGUUCAUUUUGCCUUAUCGAAAACAACCUUGAAAACAGUAUGCGGCAGCACUGGAACAACUAAGGCUGGUAACAACGUCGUUUAUGAUUCGAUAGUACCGCUGUUUGACUACUUAAAUGCAAAUUUAGACAUACUUGCGUCACAUUUGCCUCGUGAGGUGCUAUUGAAACUGAUGUUGGAAGCAUGGGAGGAAAUUUUGAACAGAGCGGAUGAGCUUUUGUUGCCGUUUGUGACUGAAAUAUCGAGGGCCCCAAAGGUAAGCUCCAAAACAAAAACAAUUUGGGAAAAUGCCGUUGAUGCUGCUAAACAAGGAAUCAACUCACCAGUCACAUCGGACCGUCCUUUGACCAAAAUUGAAAUUGACACGAUAUUUGAAUGGUUAAGGGCGUUAUGCGUUGACUUCUUUCACAACAAUGGAGAAGGUCCUGCCAUCGAAGAUUUGAAAAAUAGACAUUAUCAGUCUCUUCUGCUCAUUCCAACGUAUUAUGACAAGCCAGUUAACGAGCUAAAAGACGAAUUGAAAUCAUUAGACCGUGAAUACAGCAAGUUAAUUUCUGAGAGUAAAGAACUCGAGGUUCAUGAUCCCAAGAAGUCCAUGGUAGUUGGCAAAAGAGAAAGGAGUAUUGCACGUCGCAAAACCAUCAUCGCAAACGCUUUGCGGAAGCGGAGACUACGACUCGACCAGGAAAUCAAGGAAGCCGAGAAGAAUCCUCUAGAGAACAUAGAAGCUACACGCAACAUUCUCUUGCGCAUAUUAGUUGCCAAAGGUGAGAGUGACUUUGUCGCGGAUUGUCUAAAAUGCCAUGAGAGAAUGACCAAAGCCUUGUUAACUGAGAAGAUAGUUAGAGCUGCACGUUCCAGCCACCACUAG